Molecule: messenger RNA, 1443 nt
Organism: Neoarius graeffei (lesser salmon catfish)
Lineage: Eukaryota; Metazoa; Chordata; Actinopteri; Siluriformes; Ariidae
Gene: agmat
Product: agmatine ureohydrolase (agmatinase)
Exons: 7
Coding region: 110-1174 (354 amino acids)
Molecular function (GO): agmatinase activity; metal ion binding
Source: RefSeq, a predicted model, not a curated record
GGAGUGCAACAGUUCAGCUCUGAAUUGGAGCGGAAAAUAAUAAGAGGAGGACACACGGAGAGCAGAGCAGAUCUCAUCUCCUGCGUGCAAAGAGCAGCGCGGCUGUAGCAUGUUUCACUUCAUGAAGAUGAGAGGAAUCGGCCAGCUGAGAUCGUGCAUGGUGUUGAUGCAGGAUCGGGUGGUCAGGGGGACAGGGACAGCCACCAUGAGCAGACUGAUGUCUAGCAAAACAUAUAAUGUUCCUCCGAGCACCAAGUUUGUCGCGCGCGUGUCCGGAAUCGCCACCAUGGCCAAGUUACCAUAUCAGGACACAGCCGAGGGUCUGGACGCAGCCUUCAUCGGGGUACCCAUCGACACCGGGACCUCCAACCGACCCGGAACCAGGUUUGGCCCUCGGCACAUCCGAGCCGAAUCGGCCAUGUUGAGGCACUACUGUGGCACAGGAGCUGCACCCUGGGAGUCCAUGAUGGUUGCAGAUAUUGGUGACGUCAAUGUGAACUUGUAUGACCUAAAAGAUGCCUGCAAACGGAUUCGUGAGGCUUAUCGCAAAGUCGUGGCUACUGGCUGCAUCCCGCUUACACUGGGGGGCGAUCACACGAUUGCGUACCCGAUUCUGCAGGCCGUGGCAGAAAAACAUGGUCCAGUAGGUCUGGUCCAUGUGGAUGCUCAUGCUGAUACAGGGGAUGUGGCCAUGGGGGAGAAGAUCACUCACGGUACACCAUUCAGGCGCUGUGUGGAGGAGGGACUGCUCGACUGUAAACGUGUGGUUCAGAUUGGACUCCGGGGCACUGCUUAUACACCUGAUGCUUAUAAGUGGAGCAGAGAACAGGGUUUCCGUGUGGUGCAGAUCGAGGAGUGUUGGCACAAAUCUCUGGUGCCACUCAUGACAGAGGUUCGGGCCCAAAUGGGUAAAGGGCCUGUUUACCUCAGCUUCGAUAUCGAUGCUUUGGAUCCUGCGUUUGCCCCUGGCACUGGAACCCCUGAGAUCGCAGGCCUCACACCUAUUCAGGGACUGGAGAUCGUUCGUGGAUGCCGAGGUUUGAACCUUGUUGGCUGUGACUUGGUGGAAGUUUCCCCACCGUACGACACUACAGGAAACACCGCUCUGACUGCAGCCAACCUGCUUUUCGAGAUGCUUUGCGUCCUUCCGAAGACAAAAAUCUACGGACAAUGAAUAAAUGCUUACAAUUCAGUUUUAAGGAUCUCUGUUUAUAUUGUUGCACCUUUUGGUCCUGCAGGUCUUGUGAGCAUUGAAAUAAUUUGCCAAAGUUGACUCUGUUAUUCUUGAUGUUAAUGAACUUGUAAUGAACACGUAAACAAAUAAUUUGUUGCUCGGUACAUGCCAAACAUAUUUCUUUAUAAAACAGUUGGUGGGCAGAGUGAGGCUUUGUGAAACAAAUAUCUGAAGCGGUCAUACUAGAAAUUGUUUCAAGGUUUCGUAAC